Molecule: messenger RNA, 1890 nt
Organism: Melozone crissalis (California towhee)
Lineage: Eukaryota; Metazoa; Chordata; Aves; Passeriformes; Passerellidae
Product: zinc finger protein 70-like
Exons: 4
Coding region: 1-1725 (574 amino acids)
Cellular component (GO): nucleus
Source: RefSeq, a predicted model, not a curated record
AUGGCCCAGUGGGGCCGCGCUCAGGUACCGGCGGGACCCCCCGGCACCGGCACCCCCGCCCCCCCGGCGGGACCCCGGGCCCGGCCGCCCCUCACCGCCCUCUUCCCCCCGCAGCAGGACCCCGAGCGGGCGCCCGAGGCCUGGCCGGGCGCGGGCCCCGAUCCCGGCGCGGGCCCCGGCGGGGCGGCCCCGGCGGAGCUGUCGCUGCGGGCGGUGGCGGCGGCGGAGCGGCGGCUGGAGCGGGGCGUGGAGGCGGCGGAGCGGCGGCUGGAGCGGCUGGAGCGGCGCGUGGCGGGGCUGGAGCGCACGGUGCGGGCCGGCGGGGCCCGGCUGGCCGCGCUCCUCAGGGACAACUCCCGCCGCCUCCGCCGCAUCCAGCGCCAGCUCCGCCGCUGCCGCUGCGGGGGAAACCGCACCGGGACCGGCACCGGGACCGCCCGGGAGCGGACACAGGUGCCAGCAGCGGGCGAGGGUGAGGAGGCCGCUCUGCCCGAGCAGGAGCUGAGGAGCAGCGUGGGCAGCCGGGAGCUCCGUGGGACUGCCAGGAAGGGGAGCUACGAGGCCAUGGUCCCUCUCGGGCCUGAGGAUGCUGGUUCCAAAGCUGCGCUGCUGCCACCAGCCGAGGACAGGGAGGAUCCAGGGAGCCCCGGGCUGCCGGAGAAGGGAGCGGUGCCAGGACAGCUUGGUGACAGUGAGAUGAUCGUGAUCAAGACGGAAGAGCAGCAGCCGCAGGAGGACGGAGCCGAGCUCCUGGCGCUGCCGAUGGUGCCCGCGGUCAGGCUGGACGAGGAGGUUCCCCUCGGCCAGGAGCAGCCGGUGUCCUGGGAGAGCCACGGCGUGGCGGGGCCCAAGGCGGCCGGGGAGGGCCUGGGGGAAUUCUGCCUGGGGGAAUUCAAGCCGGUGGUGGUGCCGGUGGAGGCUCACCCCGCCCCGGGGCUGCCGUUCCCCGCGGAGCACGCCCUGGGCGCGGGCACGGAGCAGCCGUUCGCGCUCGCCCAGGGGAUGCCGCUGGCAGAGGACCCCGCGGCCGAGGUGGCGUCGCCGCAGCCCGGCUGGGAGCAGCAGCAGCAGCAGAGCGCCCAGGACGAUCCCCGGGCGCUGCCGCCGGGCUGGAAGAGCGUCCGGCUGACACGGAACCUGCUGGCGCGGCAGCAGAGCCGGGAGAGGAAGAGCAACGGCUCCUUCAUCUGCACGUCCUGCGGCAAGAGCCUGGCGCACCACGCCGCGCUGCUGCGGCACCAGCGCCUGCACACGGGCGAGCGGCCCUUCCAGUGCCCGGCCUGCGGCAAGAGCUUCAACGAGAAGUCCAACCUCAACAAGCACUACCGCAUCCACACCGGCGAGCGGCCGUACCGCUGCCCCGCCUGCGGCAAGGGCUUCGUGCAGAAGCACCACCUGCAGAAGCACCAGCGCAUCCACGGCCCGCAGCUCCGCAGCGCUUGGCCGGGCCGGCCGGCGCGGGGCGGCGCCGCCGGGGAGCGGCUCUACCGCUGCAUCGAGUGCGCCGAGAGCUUCCCGCAGAAAGCGUCGCUGGAGGAGCACCAGCGGCGGCACACGCAGCAGCGCCCCUUCCAGUGCCACGGCUGCACCAAGAGCUUCCGGCACCGCCAGUCGCUCAACCACCACCAGAAGGUGCACGCCGUGAGCGCCUCCCCGGCCGGCAGCUUGCCGGGACACGAGCCGGAGCUGGAGCCCUGCGAGGCUCUGAGCCAGGACAAUCGGUAGCCAGAGGGACGGAGAAGGGAAGGGACAGCGGUUCUUCAGCGUGGGACUUGUGGCAGCACCGGGAGUUUGUGCGCGGUGCUGUGGGACUCGGGGCGGCACCUGGGUCUCGGGAGGAGGAGGAGCAGGAGCCUGCUGUGCUGAUGCUGUGGGACUUUGGCACCACCU